Molecule: messenger RNA, 1494 nt
Organism: Cannabis sativa
Lineage: Eukaryota; Viridiplantae; Streptophyta; Magnoliopsida; Rosales; Cannabaceae
Exons: 4
Coding region: 170-1462 (430 amino acids)
Source: RefSeq, a predicted model, not a curated record
UUUUGAAUUUUUCAUUUACCUGAUUCUUCCACUCUUCAAACCGAGCUUCCCACGAUCACCAUUAUCAAGCCCUAACCAAUUUCUUCUUCCCACGAUCACCUUCUCCAAGCCCUCACCCACGUUUUCCUCAACCUACAUUGUCAUCCUCCUCUAUAUUUUCUCUAUAUAAAUGGCAACCACUAGAAGUGGUUCGAAAUCACCAUCUCCGGCGAAGAAAGUUUCUAAAAAAUCGAAGAAGGCUCCAACUGUUACUUCCAAAGUCGAACCUAAGAUGGGGUUAAAAAAAAUUGCUAAAAAUUUAGUGGCUGAUGUUCCAGAGACAUCGGGCACUAAGAAAAGAGCCCCUCCUGUUAAAGUAGAUGCUCCUAAGACUAAGAGAGCAAAAAUUUCCAAGUCUGCACGCGAUGUUUCCUCAGAUUCUGAUUUUGAGGAUGAAGUGCAUGGUGAGGACCAAAAGCCCAAAGUUGAAUCAAAGGUCCAUGCUAGGACCUCAGUGAAGGUUGAAGGAUUUGACCUACCAAAGAAAAAUCCCCCUAAGGAAUGGGAUUAUAUUUAUGACCAGAAGAAUCUAUUCAUUGCUAAAGCCUUUUCCACUGCUACUUUCCAGGUGAUAGAGAACAUUAAGUCUUGUCUUUCAGAUGUACAGCUUGAAAUGUUUUCAAAAACCUGUUUUGGUCAUUUCCUUAACCUUCCCGAUUUUAAAGUUCAACCCCAAGUGUUUCAUGGGUUGUUGCUCCGGGAGGUUCAGCAACCUAAUGAUGCUGAGUUGUGGGUAAUGAUACGCGGUGUUAGGCUUAGGUUUAGCAUUGAGGAAUUUGCAUUGAUUACUGGAUUAGACUGUGAAGGUGACUGUAGUGUCUUAGAUUUUAAGCAAGAGGUUAAUAGUCUUUGUGAAAGAUAUUGGCCAACUUCGUCCUCUAUCACUAAGGAAUCUGUUAGGGAAUGUUUUACCACCAAGAGGUGGGGUGAUUCUGAUGAGGAUGCUGUGAAGUUGGCAGUUUUGUAUUUCGUGGAGUGGUUCUUGCUUAGUGGCACUAAGCAUAAAAAUGUACCCAAGUCUAUUUUAGAUGUUGUAGAUAGUGGGAGGUACAAUGAAUUUGCUUGGGGCCGGAGUUCUUUUGAAUUGACUAUUUCCUCAUUGAAGGGUAAGCUUGAUAGUUGGGUUGAGGGGGUUAGGAAGGCAAGGAGUUCGGGAAAGAGGCCGAGUGUUUUUUACACUUUGAUUGGUUGUCCUCAUGUUCUUCAAGUUUGGUUCUACGAGUGUUGUAAGUACAUGAAAGGUAUGUACUGCCAAAAGGAAAGCUCUCGUAUUCCAAGGAUCACUCAGUGGACAUGCAAUAGUCAACCUACUUUCAAAGUUUUGAAGACUACUAUCUUUGAUGUUUCCAAAGAUAAGGUAUAUCUGUUUGUUGUAAUUUGGUUUUUCAGUAGUUGUUUUUGUGUUGUUUUUCAUUAUUAUUAAUCUUCAUAAUUGAAAUUUUAAUUUUGGUGUUU